CCUUAUUUUCAGUUAUUACAAAAAAAUCACUAGAAAGAACUAUGAGUCAUAGCUGCUGCCUCUCUUACUAUGCCACGUUUACGGCUAUAAAGUUGCACGUCGUUGCUACGUACAAAAUGAAUCUUCCUUGGAUAUUGCAGUCCUUGUAAUGCAGCAAAGUGUCGAUUUACUUUACUUUCUUCUUUUUUUCCGGUUAAAUAAAAACCAUCCACCAUGUAUCUUUAUGAAUUAUGACCAGUCAAAACACUUGGCUUCCACUCUAUGCUCUUAGAUGUCACUCGAGUGUCUUUUUUCCACUUCCGUAAGUUCCACUGUUCUUUAUUUCAGCUAAAUAUCUUCUUAUCCAAUCUUUAAUUCAUGUUUCCAGCCGACACUUUCACACUUGUCUCCAAUUUUCUGCUGCCACGCUUUACCAUUCUUACCCGAAAAUCCUCAAUUCCAUUUGUCACUUACCACCUGUUAUGCCCCGAGUUAGCCUUUUCUUACUUCUCCUUUGCCUAUAUAAAUCCCUACUCCAUGCAGCUCUUUACCAUCACAAAACCAAACUUAAUUACUUCUUGUGAUUGCAAUAGCAAAAUACAAGUGAAAAACAGUGGUUCCUUUUUUUUUUGUCCCUGUUUGUAAGUGUUUUUGAGUGUUGAUCAGAGAGAGAAAGGAGAUGGCACAAUACGGUGACCAAGACCAAAUGCGCCAGACUGAUGAAUAUGGAAACCGCGUCCAAGAAACUGGGGGCAUGGGAACUGGAGGCUAUGGAACUCACCAAGGUACUGGUAUGGGGGGCAUGGGUGCCACUGGUGGUAUGGGAGACACUGGUGGAAUGGGGGCCAUGGGUGGAGGUACUGGCACUGGAAUGGGUAUGGGCACUGGUGGAACUCACGGCACUGGUACGGGCAUGGGUAUGGGUACUGGUCACCAUGAGGGACAACAGCAGCUUCGUCGAUCCGACAGCUCUAGCUCUUCGGAGGAUGAUGGACAAGGUGGGAGGAGAAAGAAGGGCAUAAAGGAGAAGAUAAUGGAGAAGAUGCCAGGAGGACAUGGCCAACAGGAAGGCACUGAAUAUGGUCAACAUGGGCAAACAACUACUACUACUACUUAUGGUACUACUGAAGAAGCUGGAGAGAAGAAGGGAAUGAUGGACAAAAUCAAGGACAAGAUCCCUGGGAUGCAUUGAACAAUAUGUUGAUCAUCCUUUGUUUUCAUUUUCAGCUUAUGAAUAAGUGUCUAAAAAUUAGUGCCUGAUUUUAUUUCAUGCACUGAUUAGUAGUAAGUGUGAUGUGAGUUAUUUCCAAUGUUGUGUGUUUAAGGGCAGUGUGCUCACGCCAUGGUGUAUAUCGGCGGCCAUGCCCGGUCCUUUUCUGUAAUUCUCAAGGAAAGUGCGUCUACUGUGGUGUAUAAGGGAUUUUGCUUCCAUGCCUGGAAAGCAGUGAUGCCCAUGUCCAUCAUGUUAAUGUGUUGUGGUCCCAUCUUUAAUGAUGUUUUGGAAAUAAUGUUAAGUUUAAAUUGUGCUA
Molecule: messenger RNA, 1508 nt
Organism: Capsicum annuum
Lineage: Eukaryota; Viridiplantae; Streptophyta; Magnoliopsida; Solanales; Solanaceae
Product: abscisic acid and environmental stress-inducible protein TAS14
Exons: 2
Coding region: 659-1171 (170 amino acids)
Biological process (GO): response to water
Source: RefSeq, a predicted model, not a curated record